AUGGAGGGAUUCGGUUCCUGCCACUCAUCUAGGAGCUUUCAGACUGGCAGUGGAGAGAAGGGGAUCGAAGAUGCAGAAAACGACUCAGAACAUUGUAAGGGAUUUGAUGAGGAGACAGAAAGAGGGAGGGGCCGGGCAACCCCGCCAUCUGCACCCACAGGAGGUCCGGGGUCUGGCCUGCGGGCAAGAGCCCCAGCGGUGGAGGAGGAGGAAGAGGCCUCACCACUGCAGGAAUUACCGAGCCCAGCAGCACGCGCCACUCCCAGCCCAGAUGCUGAGACCCAGCGGCUGCUCUCUGUCCAAGGAGCCUGCCUGUUGGGCCUGUUGGCCAUCACCAAUGCGCUAACCAAUGGUGUGUUGCCUGUGGUGCAGAGCUUUUCCUGCUUGCCCUAUGGCCAUCUGGCCUACCACCUGGCCGUGGUGCUAGGCAGCGCUGCCAACCCCCUCACCUGCUUUCUGGCCAUGGGUGUGCUCUGCAGGUCUCUGGCAGGGCUGGGUGGUCUCUCUGUGCUGGGCAUGCUCUUUGGGGCCUACCUGAUGGCACUGGCAGUUCUGAGCCCUUGCCCACCCCUGGUGGGUACCUCUGCAGGAGUGGUCCUUGUGGUGCUGUCAUGGGUGCUGUGCUUGGGUGUGUUCUCCUACGUGAAGGUGGCUGCCAGCUCCCUGUUGCACAGUGGCGGCCGGCCAGCAUUGCUGGCAGCUGGCGUGGCCAUCCAGGUGGGCUCCCUGCUUGGGGCUGUUGCCAUGUUCCCUCCCACCAGCAUCUAUCAUGUGUUCCGAAGCGGGAAGGACUGUGUGGACCAGUGUAGCUCCUAAGCCUGGGCAGAUGGAGGACGUGAUGUCAGACUGAGAUGCCACAGCACCCUAGUGCCCACAUCCCCAGGGGGCCCUCCUGACACGUGGGCUCACUCAUGGACACCUGUACACUCCACAGCAGAUGCUGGUCAGAGUGGGGACCACAGAACAGUCCCAGAGCCAGGGCCCAGCUAGGGCUGUGGGCUUGGCCCCGGAUCUGGAACCUGUGUGGGAUUUGCACAAUAAAUCACUGUUACUCCAAAAAAAAAAAA
Messenger RNA from Lontra canadensis (Northern American river otter), 1067 nucleotides. Its product is annotated as solute carrier family 52, riboflavin transporter, member 2-like. The record is from RefSeq and is a predicted model, not a curated record. The transcript is spliced from 2 exons. Gene Ontology annotation, biological process: riboflavin transport. Gene Ontology annotation, cellular component: plasma membrane. Gene Ontology annotation, molecular function: riboflavin transmembrane transporter activity. The coding region runs from base 1 to 816 and encodes 271 amino acids. Lineage: Eukaryota; Metazoa; Chordata; Mammalia; Carnivora; Mustelidae.